Molecule: messenger RNA, 1707 nt
Organism: Lachancea lanzarotensis
Lineage: Eukaryota; Fungi; Ascomycota; Saccharomycetes; Saccharomycetales; Saccharomycetaceae
Product: LALA0S19e00122g1_1
Exons: 1
Coding region: 1-1707 (568 amino acids)
Biological process (GO): transmembrane transport
Molecular function (GO): transmembrane transporter activity
Source: RefSeq, a predicted model, not a curated record
AUGUCCGAUAUCGAAAGUGGCAUACAUUCCAAUCAUGAAAAAAAGAUUUCCAACGACAGCGGUGAUCGGAGCGUCAAGCAAGACACAUGUACUGGGCGUGAAGAGCCAAACAGAAUUAAGAUCAAACUCUUUUUGAGUUUGUUUUCCUUGGGACUGUCGAUGUUUGUAACGGCACUGGACGUCUUGAUUGUCGGGACUAUCAUUGAUACUGUGUGCCAGUCCUUCGGAGACUAUACCAAGAGCGGAUGGAUUGUCACGGGUUACUCGUUACCUAAUGCACUAUUUAGCUUGCUGUGGGGCAGAUUAUCCGCCACGCUAGGGCCCAGACUAAGCGUGGUUAGCUGCAUACUGCUUUUCGAAACGGGUUCUCUGAUAUCUGCGUUGGCGAAUUCCAUGGACAUGUUGAUAGCCGGCAGGGUCGUGGCUGGGGUUGGCGGAAGCGGGCUGCAAACACUGAGUCUCGUUCUAGGAUGUCAGCUCGUUAGCGAGAAGUCCCGCCCACUAGUAAUGUCACUAUUGAAUUGCACUUUCGCUGUUGCGUCCAUUGCGGGGCCGUUUUUGGGUGGAGUUUUCACUACGCAUGUUACCUGGCGAUGGUGUUUCUACAUCAAUCUACCCAUUGGCGGGGCCGCGAUUGCAAUAUUUCUGUUUUUCUAUAAUCCAGAAGGGGUGAACUUGCAGAAAAAAGGCUGCGAAACCCUCAAAAAAGUAGUGAGCUUUCGAUUUGGAAAAAUAUCACCCCGGUAUGUUUUACAGCAACUGUUGUUCGGCUUUGAUGUUGUAUCAUUUGCCUUUUUCACUACAGGUUGGCUACUUUUCCUGUUGGCACUGACUUUUGGCGGUCAAAGUCACCCUUGGAAGUCAGGCAUAGUUAUUUCUUUCAUUAUCGUUGGUGUCUUGUUGAUCAUACUUUCUUUAGCCUAUGACUUCAAAAUGUUCGAAAUAAUAAAAACACGGGACAGUUUUAGACCGCUUUUGAGCUGGCGUUUAAUGUCACAGACGACAAUUUUGCUUGCAAAUUUGACCGGUUUUUUUUCAACAAUUGCAUACAAUGUGCAAAUGAUUUACAGCGUGCAGUUUUUCCAAUUGGUAUGCGGAUCUUCCGCAUGGAAAGCCGGUCUUCACCUAAUCCCAAUUUUGAUAUCUACGGUUGUGUUUUCCAUUGCUAGCGGGGUCCUCAUCAAAAAGACUGGUCAAAUUAAGCCCCUUCUAUUAUUUGGUAGCGCAAUGGGGGUUGUGGGAAGCGGACUCAUGAUACUGCUCAACAACACAUCUAACAAGCACACUCAGAUUGGUGUAUUAAUCCUUCCUGGGGUUGCACUAGGAUUCGUAUUACCGGCUGCGUUGAUAGCCUGCCAUGUCCAGCUCAAUAAAAAUAGUUCCACCUACGGAGCGGAUAUUUUAGAAACCACUUCGGUAAAUGCACUGCUUAAAUCUUUAGGAACCACAGUGGGUAGCAUUCUUUCGACCAUGGUCUUCUCCAUCUCUUUACACCAGAAAAUGAGGCAUAGUGAACUUAUGCUCAAUGAACAUGCUACACUUGAUGACAUCGCAUCCUAUAGAAAAGACCAUUUUGAUGGCUCACGCUCCGAAAUGGGGUAUAUGUUGAACGAUUCGAUAAAAAAUGCAUUCUGGAUGGCUUUAGGAUCUUCCGCGAUUGCAUUCAUUUGCAGUCUUUUUGUUUCGAGGCGGAAAAUAGCCAUGUAG